UAUGAAUACGUCACACGGAAAAAUUAUUAAGUUAUGACUAAGUUAAGUCUAACUACCUACUUAGUUUUUGUGCGUUCCAUAUAUACUAGUAUAUAAAGCCGUAUGGACGGAGACUGCUAAUCAGUAACGAACUUUAAAUCGGUGAUCACACAUCUUACGCAGAAAAUUACAAUGAAGGUCAUAGUCUGCCUUUUCGCCUUAAUCGCGAUCGCUCUCGCUCGUCCGGAUGAGAAGUACACUAACCGUUACGACAAUGUCGAUCUGGAUGAAAUUCUCGGCAACAAACGUAUUCUAGGCAACUACUACAAAUGUAUCAUGGACCAAGGAAAGUGCUCUCCCGAUGGCACUGAACUCAAAUCACACAUGCAAGAAGCCCUCGAAAACGAAUGCGCCAAGUGCACAGACGCGCAGAAGAAUGGCACAGAGAAGGUGAUCGGUCAUCUCAUUAACAAAGAGCCGGAACUUUGGGACCAACUCACCGCCAAGUUCGAUCCUGAAAACAAGUAUAGGGUAAAAUACGAGGAGCGUUUGAAAACUUUAUCUCACUGAUUAAAAUAAUGAGUCCUUUGAAAUAUGAACUUAUUUUUUUGUUAAUCAUUGCUAUCUUUUACGGAUGAAUAAAGAAAUUAUUUAAAUUUA
This is a messenger RNA of Vanessa atalanta (red admiral), 639 nucleotides long. Its product is annotated as allergen Tha p 1-like. The record is from RefSeq and is a predicted model, not a curated record. The transcript is spliced from 3 exons. Bases 172 to 549 code for a protein of 125 amino acids. Lineage: Eukaryota; Metazoa; Arthropoda; Insecta; Lepidoptera; Nymphalidae.